This is a messenger RNA of Xyrauchen texanus (razorback sucker), 5043 nucleotides long. RefSeq names its product solute carrier family 22 member 16-like. Gene Ontology annotation, cellular component: membrane. The transcript is spliced from 9 exons. The record is from RefSeq and is a predicted model, not a curated record. Gene Ontology annotation, biological process: transmembrane transport. Bases 185 to 1882 code for a protein of 565 amino acids. NCBI's taxonomy places the organism in Eukaryota, Metazoa, Chordata, Actinopteri, Cypriniformes, Catostomidae.
UUUCUAGGUGUCGCGUUACCAAAUGUUUCCCGAACUUUUUGGGUUUAAUCGUUGCUUGCCUUGGAGUGGAAAGCUGUCUAGUGGAACCGCCCCUCCUAGUGUAUAUGAACACAAACAUGUACAAAUUGUUAAGAGUCAGCGAAGAGCUCCCUCAAACCCUUGUGGAUCUGGCACGAGCUGAAAAAUGGCAUCCGGUGUGGAGCGACUAUUUGACGAACUUGGACACUUCAACAGAUUUCAGGCAUGUGUCUACUUUGCUGCUAUUUUCCAGGCCAUCUCCUGUGGAAUACAUUACUUAGCCUCUGUUUUUUUAGUUGAAACACCAAAAUUUCUUUGUGACGCCCCUCCAAAUAUCAUAGAUGUCCUGUAUGGAAAUCACUCGUCAACUUCGUUGGCAGAUAUCUGGACUCACUUCAAGCCAGAUGCUGGACCAGUGGUUGUGCAUACUGCAAGAGGAGACCAAUGGGAACUCAGUCCUUGUUUCAAAGCGCUGCGGCUUGAUGCCAUUAAUUUUCAAUAUGAGUUUUUUGGCAACAAGACUGUUGUGUCUUGUAAUGACUUUGUCUAUGAUCAUAGUGAGGUCCAACAAAGUAUCGUAACAGACUGGGACCUGGUGUGUGAGAAGGAAUGGCUGGCCAAGAUCACACAACCAACUUUUAUGUUGGGAGUUCUGAUUGGAGCAUUGGUAUUUGGGGACAUCGCCGAUAGAAUUGGCAGAAGGCCUAUUUUGAUGGCUACCAGCUUAUGCCAGUUUACAUUUGGCAUCAUUGUUGCAUUUACAGGAAACUACUACCUUUUUGUGGUGAUGCGUUUCCUGCUUGCCACAGUGUCAAGUGGGUAUCUGGUCGUAGUCUUUGUGUAUGUGACAGAGUUUACAGGAAUUAAAGUUCGGACAUGGACCUCUAUGCAUGUGCAUGCAGCCUUUGCUGUGGGCAUCAUGGUAGUGGCUCUAGUGGGGUACCUUGUUCGCGUCUGGUGGAUCUACCAGAUCAUCCUCACACUAAGUACCACUCCAUUCCUGCUCUACUGCUGGAAGUUUCCAGAAACUCCCUUCUACCUCAUGGCUAAAGGUCGGUACAAGGAGGCCCAGGAGCUGCUGGACACUAUCGCCCACUUCAAUGGUCUGCCACCCACACUUAAGGUUUCAGAGCUAAAGGAAGAAAAUGAUGAAGCACUGUUGAUGGGAGAAGGGAAAGCAAUGGAAGCCCAGAAGAAGCUAAGCAUACUGGACAUGUUUGGAAGCUUGAAAAUGGCUGGUCGUAGCGCCACCUGCUGGGCUAUUUGGUUCAUCGGAAGCUUGGGAUACUAUGUCUUCAGCCUUGGAUCUGUCAACUUGGGAGGAAACCAGUAUCUCAACCUCUUCCUUGCUGGUGCUGUUGAGGUUCCGUCAUACUUGAUUGGCUGCUUUGCUAUGGAUCGGGUGGGAAGGAAGAAGACAUGUGCCCCAGCUCUGCUGCUCAGUGGAGUAGCCUGCAUGCUCAUUAUUAUGGUGCCCCAGGAUAUUGAGGUCUUGGCUAUAGUCCUGAGUAUGACAGGGAAAUUUGCCAUUGCCAUUGCGUUUGGUCUUGUUUACUUGUACACCUGUGAGCUUUAUCCCACUAUGAUCAGGUCUCUGGCAGUAGGCAGUGGUAGUAUGAUGUGCCGGGUGGGAAGUGUGGUGGCCCCUUUCUGUGUUUACCUCGCUGACAUAUGGAUCUACCUGCCUCAGCUCAUUGUGGGAAUUCUGGCUUUCAUAAUCGGGAUCCUGACCAUGUUUCUUCCAGAGACUCUUGGACAGCCCCUCUCCUCCACAUUGGAAGAGGCUGAGGCUCUAGGCUCCAAGCCCAGCAAGACGAAUGCUUCAGUGGAUGUGGUAGAGAUGAAUCAAACCAUUAAAGCUUGAAUCAGUGAUGUACUUUAUGAAGAAACUAGAGAUCAAAUCCUCUCUGCUAAUUGCCGAGUCAAAUCCACCAAAUUUCAGAAACUUCCCUUGCUGAAUUUUACAAUGUUGUUAAUAGUUUUUCUGGAAAAAGAUAAAGAAGAGUUGACACUGCAGCAAAGUUUUGUUUGUUUUAUGCAAAAACUAUAAUUCUGAUCACCCUCCUGAGUAAAGGAUUAUUCAGUAAAUAUUGGUCCAUGGCAUUUAAUAUUCUGGUUGUCCAAAAACAUUCUGGUUUUCCCAAAAUUUUUAAACCAGGACCAAACAAGCUGCAUCCACCAAACACUGCACAAACCUUUUAAACCGAUCUGACUUACAGUUUUCCUGUAAUGGGCAACCAAAAAUCCCCCAAAUCCCAUGGACUUCUAUUGAUUUAAUGUUGAAACGUGCCAAGAUUCUGUCAUGGACUGUCAAUAAUUUCAAACUGCAGCUGUCAAAACUCUCAGACAUGUGGUCAAGGCCUAGCUAAACGUUAGGCCUAGUUUUACUCCGCUUCAGUGGACAAGAGAAACAUGAUUUAAUUAUCAGUUGACUUUUUAAUGAGUUUCUUUGCAUGAUUUAUUGAAAUACCUUGUUUGUAUGAAGCUGUUUUUAUAUACAUUUGCAUCUCAGGGUUUAUAUCAAGAUUUAUCAGUAUUGUUCAUAGUAAACUGUGACUUUACUUUAUAAGGCUGUAUGUUUAUUCUGGGUGCUUUUGUAUUGCCUUGUUAUUUAACAUUUUCAUUAUUUGUAUCUUCCCUCCCGCUCCUCUCUCUCUCUCUCUCUUUGAAGGAUUUUACGGUCUAAAGAAGUUUAACGUAGUAGUAUCUGCUAAGACUAUGUUUGUCAAGUCUUGAAUUGCAGGAUUUUAUUAUAUGUAACAUAGUUGUAUUUUAUGUAAUACAUAAUUUCAUAGAAUGACGGACUUUAUAUUAGAGGCAGAGACAGAGGCAAUUCUAUGGUUUUACCCUGAGCAUCUGGUUGUCAGUAUAUCAGUAACAGAUAGGUUUAGUGAUUUCACUGGAACAGAGGGUGGGCAGAUAAACGAUAGAGAAGUAGAGUGUGCAUCUGACAGCUGUGUGUGGGGACAGCUCCCCCAUGCUGCUCUAGAGAACAUUGUCACACUCGUAUAGGCUACUGACUAAAAGGAAGAAUAAUACUUAAAAUAACUAACUUUAAAGUUUUUAAUGGCCAGUAAGGGGAGACUUAAGAGCAAAAUAACCUAAGACAGUUAUUAUAAUAAUACAGUUAAUUACAGAUUUUUAGAGGGGCUGAAACCACCCUAAAGCUCCCAAAGUUGUUGAAUCUCCUUUGUAAAGAUGGUUCUGUUAUUAAACAGUUAAACUGGUCUAUAGGGAAAUCUUGCUAUACAUUUACAUUUAUGCAUUUGGCAGACGCUUUUAUCCAAAGCGACUUACAGUGCACUUAUUACAGGGACAAUCCCCCCGGAGCAACCUGGAGUUAAGUGCCUUGCUCAAGGACACAAUGGUGGUGGCCAUGGGGUUAGAACCUGUGACCUUCUGAUUAACAGCCCUGUGCUUUAGCCACUACGCCACCACCACUCCUAUUUUACAAUUUUGUUAAUAGUUUUUCUGGAAAAAGUUGUGCUAUAGUUGUGCAUUUGCCAUAGCAAUCGAUUUUAAAGAAUCUCAUAAUGAAAUACUAUUAUAUUGUGUUUCACAUUUAUUCUUUUAUACAUCAAAUACAAAGAUUUUUGAAUUUCUGCAUCAAAUGUUUCAUUUAGAAAAUUUCUUUGUAUUGUGUAUUAUUACGUGGAAAUAAAAAUAUUGAAAUUCAGUAGAAUUUAAUGACACACUUAUCACAGACUGACGUGGCUAAUUUAGGAAGUACUAAAUGCCCUUUUUGUGCCUUUCACCUUCAAUUCUCUGCUGACAAGAAUCAUUUAAAUAGAACCUACUCAUAGAAAAGGAGAAGCUGUGUACUUCCAGCUCUAAAUAAAAGUUCAAAAAUAAAAUCCCAACAGUUAUUUACUCUUAUUUGUUAUUCAUUCCUUUAUCAUUUCAUUCAUUUCACUUUAUUAGCCAUUUGUAGUAUAAAACCACAUUGGAAAAAGAAAAUUUAUGGCCUUAUUCCUUGUUGAAUUGGUGUAUGCUGAAGUUAGAGUGUGUAGCCUACUUGUGUAUGUGAGGUUUGGGUUAUGACUGCUGGCCUAUAAACACAAAUAGUAUUGAUCUCUUGUGGAGUAACGCAGCUAGAUGCUGUACUUUGACCCUACUCUGAUACCAAGCAAUGCACAAAUACUGAUGCAAACACAGACACCUAUUUCAGAACAACCUUAGAGGAAACAGUCCUAGGGCAGGACAGAGUUCAAACUGAUCCAAACAAUACCUUAAAAUGCACUGGAACUACACAUGGAGCAGAGCGUAAGACACAAGGACAGGUCAAGGGUAUGAUUGGUGGCAUAGUGGGCUAAAGCACAUAACUGUAAUCAGAAGGUUGCUAGUUCGAUCCCCACAGCCACCACUAUUGUGUUCUUGAGCAAGGCACUUAAUUCCAGGUUGCUCCAGGGGAAUUGUCCCUGUAAAAAGUGGCUGCCAAAUGCAUAAAUUAGUAUGUAGAGAAAGAGUGAAAGUCCAAGAAGGAAUUUAGCCUUGAAACAUAUUUUCCGAAAAAUGAAUAAAAUGAUUGAAUAUAACAUGUCCAUUGGUCUCAUGUAGGCUAUGCCACCUCAAGCUUGUGUACAUGAAAAGCUAUUGUGUACAUGAAGUAAAGGCUCCCACUACUGUUGAACUUAGUGAAAUACAUCCUUGAAAACGGUUCCCAAACUUCUAAGUCUCUCGGACAACAAACCAAACGUGCAUAACUUGCGCAGAUAUGCGAAAACGGGUGAGGGGCUGUUCACACCGAACAUGUUUUUGCGUACGUCUGCUCUGUUUUUCCGUCGUUUUCCUAUGUAAACGUGCUGGAUGAACGUUCUUGACUUCUGCACCGUGUCUCGCUGUUUCUUCAGUGUCUCACUCACGACCGGCACAUUUUUAGACACUGUCUAAAGUUAAUAAGAACUUCAGGUUUGAUAAACGCAUAUCGAGACACCUGCGUUCUGUUUCAUUCGUUGAACUGCAUCUAGAUUGUUUUUUAGCGCAGGUGUCACAAAGAUUUAACGUUCUGAACAAGUUCAGCUUGCA